AUGGCGUCCCUCAAGCGCAUCACGACCCUGCUGUGGGCCGUCUGGCUGCUGUUCCUCUUCGUCGGUCCAGUAUGGGGCCAGAAGGGCGGCGAUGAUGACGAUGACGACGACGACGACAAGAGCACCAGCCCCAGCGUCAUCUUCCUGACCGGCACUAGAACGACACCUCUUACAAACAUCCCCUCCGGCAUCUACAAGACCUACACCUCCCAAAUCACAUUGGCCUCAACCUCGUUGGGCACCGACCUCGGCGCCCUAACAGCCAACAUCACCGACGACGACGAAGCAACCACUUCUCGCACGCGCACAACCCUCACCGGCUCGGUAGCCACCACAACCGGCACCGCCAACAACAACGGCACGUCGACUUCAACCUCAACCGCAACCCCAACCAACACUCGCCCCUGCAACAACUACCCCGAGCUCUGCGCCCGGAAAUACAGCAACAUCACGCAAGUUGGCACCCAUAACUCCCCGUUCGUCCGCUCCGGCUCUGCCGCCGCCAACCAGCAAUUCGACGUCAUCGCCCAACUGGACGACGGCGUGCGAUUUCUGCAAGCACAGAUCCAAUGGCCGACGAAUGGGUCCGUCCCGCAUUUUUGCCAUACCUCUUGCGACCUGCUCGACGCGGGGCCGAUUACGGAUUGGUUAAGGACCGUGGCAGAAUGGGUGGCGGAGCAUCCGUACGAUGUGGUCACCAUCUUGCUGGGCAACGGGAAUUACUCGAACCCCGACCUUUACGUCCCCUACAUCGAGGAGUCGGGCAUCACGCGCUUCGUGUACACGCCGCAUGUGGUGCCCUUACGCAGAGAUGAUUGGCCUACCCUAGGCCAAAUGAUCCUCUCCGGCCAGCGCGUCGUCAUGUUCCUGGACUACGUCGCCAACCAGACUGCCUACCCUUGGUUAAUCGACCAGUUCUCGCACAUGUGGGAGACGCCCUUUGACCCGACAGACCCAACCUUCCCGUGCAUCGUCCACCGCCCGCCAGACCUCCCACCCGACGCGGCCCGCGAUCGGCUGUACCUCAUGAACCACAACCUAAACGUGGAAGUGUCCCUCUUAGGCCAAACAGUCCUGGUCCCCGCGGUCAGCAAGCUAAAUGAAACGAACGCUGUCGAAGGGGAGGGCAGCCUGGGGAGUGCAGCACAGAAUUGUACUCGGGACUGGGGUAGGCCACCGAAUGUGUUGAAUGUGGAUUACUAUAAUUUUGGAAAUUAUCCAGGAAGUGUUUUUGAAGUGGCGGCAAAGAUGAAUAAUGUGACGUGGGUGCGGAAGCGGUGCUGCGGGAGUGAAAAGAGUGGUGUCGGGAGGUUGGAGGAACGGUUGGCGGCCGUGGUGAUUGGGUUGGUUUUUGGGUUUUGGAUGGCCUUGUCGUAA
This is a messenger RNA of Thermochaetoides thermophila DSM 1495, 1377 nucleotides long. Its product is annotated as phosphoric diester hydrolase-like protein. The record is from RefSeq and is a predicted model, not a curated record. Gene Ontology annotation, biological process: lipid metabolic process. Gene Ontology annotation, molecular function: phosphoric diester hydrolase activity. Lineage: Eukaryota; Fungi; Ascomycota; Sordariomycetes; Sordariales; Chaetomiaceae. The transcript has a single exon. The coding region runs from base 1 to 1377 and encodes 458 amino acids.